GCGAUCGAAAUUGCCCGGCCAAAAGAAAACCACGCGAGCGCCCUUUUAAGUGUAUUUUUUAUUUCAAAACGAAAGUGGAUUUAUAAGUCUUUACACUAUGUCUGGACGCUACGCUCGCCCUCCUAACAGUUCUCUUUUUAUAAGAAACGUACAUCCAGAUACCAGACCUGAAGAUCUACGAAGAAUUUUUGGGAAAUAUGGCCGAAUUCAAGAUGUUUACAUACCUUGUGAUUACUACACUAAAAAAGUGCGCGGAUUUGCCUAUGUGCAAUUUGAAGAUAUCCGUGAUGCAGAGGAUGCCUUGUAUUACCUGGAUAGAGUUCUUGUGCUUGGUCGUGAAUUAGAAGUGCAAUUUGCGGAAGGAGACCGAAAAACUCCCAACCAAAUGAGAUCUAGAGAAUCAGGUUUUGGUUAUGACAGGAGGUCAAGAAGUCGAAGUCCAAGACGAAGAUCGCGAAGUCGAAGCCCAAGACGAAGCAGAAGAAGAAGAUCAUAUUCCCACUCAAGAUCUCGCAGUGUAGAAAAAAGACAAAAAAGGAGAUCGUCAGAAAGGCGUAGUCCUGAAAAUCAUAGGUCAAGAAGUCAAAGUAGAAGUCCAUCAAGAUCACCAGAUAGAGGUCAACAUGAUGAACAAGGUGGUAGUCCUAGAAAAUCUCCUGAAUGAAACUACCUAUGUUGGCUUUAUUAACUAUGUUCUACUUGCUUCACUGGCUCUUGCGAAAUAGUUGUAAUUCUUUGGCAUACUUUAGCAUUAAAUAUCUUAAUUUGCUUAUGAUAAUAUGCUCUUUUUAAAAAUUGUGUAUUUGUUCUCUAAUUUUGUGACAUGGUAUCAGUAAUUUGUUAUUUACUAUUUAGUGUAUUUGUGUUUUGUUGGGAUAUUUGUAUAUUUCAAUGAAUGUCAUUAGUUUGGAGUUUGGAAUGUCAAUUCAUAAAAAUAGACCUCAAAACAGCCAA
This is a messenger RNA of Xenia sp. Carnegie-2017, 954 nucleotides long. Its product is annotated as serine/arginine-rich splicing factor 10-like. Gene Ontology annotation, molecular function: RNA binding. The transcript has 7 exons. The record is from RefSeq and is a predicted model, not a curated record. Lineage: Eukaryota; Metazoa; Cnidaria; Anthozoa; Malacalcyonacea; Xeniidae. The coding region runs from base 98 to 664 and encodes 188 amino acids.